Molecule: messenger RNA, 2189 nt
Organism: Fusarium redolens
Lineage: Eukaryota; Fungi; Ascomycota; Sordariomycetes; Hypocreales; Nectriaceae
Exons: 5
Coding region: 336-2189 (617 amino acids)
Source: RefSeq, a predicted model, not a curated record
CAACAUCCCAUUUCUUCUUGAUCGAAGUAUUGUCUCUCUCAUUCUCCAUUCCGCAUAACAGUCAAUGAUAUGGCAGAGCUAGCCCUUGCGAUCAUUCCAAUUGGCCUCAAAACCUGUUCCGGUCUUGUGAGCUACCUGGGCGGGCUCAAAUUGUUUCCCAUCGUCCUCACUUCAGAGACUGCGAUUUCUAUAUUACUGCUAAUGAUUAUUCGCGACAAAGAAUCUUGAGGUUCACUGGACUCACUAGACUGAUAGGAAGAGCUGUUGAGUUAACAUUACGCACGACUAUUGGGGCAGGCGGAUUCAGUAUCAGCCCCUCUCUCAAUUACUUUGCUAUGGUCGAUGAAGAUAAAUCUCCAGCCUUUAGAGUCAUUAACUUGCUAUUGGAAAGCCGCCUCGGAGCCCGUUGGGCUAUGGAAAGUUACCCAGGACUCUUAUUCGAGUCGCUUACUCGGAAACUCCAGGUGAUCUUCCGCUCCGGGAAGGCUAGGCCUACCGAUAUUAAUUCGCGGGGCUAUUCUUUACUCCAUCAGUUGACUUUUGCGAUGAACUCUGGUGACUUCCGGAUUUUAACCCAGCAGCAGCGUGCACAUCCGGGUCUGAAGUCAUUGUUCGAUUUCCUUAUCGCAGCAGGUACUCCAGUGUCGGCCGUAGGGUCAGACGGUCGCCUGGCCAUACACGUAGCUGCCGAUGACUUUGUGCUUCCAUCGUCGAUUCUUGCCCAGCUGUGCGUCGACGAUGCUGAGAUACCCGCUCCUAGGCGACCAGAACUGAGGUGCAGCAGUUUUGGCCCCAUUGACAUUGCCAAGCAUGAUAGCGUGAGUGGAAGAAUCGCCGAAGCUUUGUUCGGGCCAUUGACCCUUGCGAUCCUACGCAACGAUGUGAAGGAAGUUGAAGUUCUGAUUGAUAGGAGUCCAGAAUGCAUAGGAGAAGUGAGCUUUUAUGGCGAGACUCCUUGUUUCGUGGCUAUAGAGAAACCGGAAAUAUUACGACUGUUGGUCAAACGAGCAACUCCAGGACAGCUUCUUCAACCAUGCCGAAUAGCAUCUGGCAUGAUCAGUCCUCUAGGAAGGGCGAUCCAGAUAAGCAAAGAUAUCUGCAGUAGUCGUGGAACUGCCAACGGGUCUGUUUGUCUCUGCACUGAGGCAGUCGAAGUUCUCUUGGAAGCGAAAUGCCCCAUCAGACCAUAUUAUGAUUUUGCGAAGCGCAAUAUAUUUGGAAUGCUGGUGUUUUUUAAUCUGUUAAUUGGUGCCUCCAGACAUUAUGCAUCUAUUUUUUGGAACCGGGAUUUCACCGAUAUUGAUGACACCUGGACGCAUCCAUCGCUAAGCAAGCAGGCAUUCGACCGGUUCGGCUCAGACGUACCGCAGGUCUUGCACUGUAUCUCGCCACAAUAUGCGAUGUGGUUAUACCACCACUGCCCGAAUUUCUGGACUGUAAUUUGCGAAAACAGCAGAGUAGAAGAAUCCAGCUUUGUUCUAUCCGAAAUCAUCAUCAUCAACAGAAAGUAUCUCUGGAAAUAUCUUGUCAGCGUCCCUUUGACCAUUGAAUACACAGACAGCCGUACCUGUCAGUGUUCACCUGAAGGCUAUACGCCCUUUACGCACGGGAUAAGAUGUCUUCUGAAGAAGUAUUCAUCAAAUACCGACGUGCUACGAUCAUUCGUGGAAGACUUUGGUCAAGAAUUAACAAUGUAUCAAUACACCGCUAUAUUGAGGCAAGCAGCCUUUGCAAACCUCGAUAUGAUUCAUACAUGUUCCACCAGGCCAAAAUCCCCGGAUGAGUCACUUGACGAUCAAAUCUACCCCAUGGAAGAUGACGCUGAUAAGGCGGCCUUCAUCAAUAAUCUGAUUGUCGACUUCAAACAAUUCAUGCCUGAAGAUGCGAACGUCAGAUACUGCGAAGAAAAAAGGGGUGACACUACCAUAUAUAAGACAUAUCACCAGCACCGUGCUUUGGAUUUCUGGGACCGCAUUUUGCCAUCAAUGAUGGGGAAUCUUGAGCAGAUUUUAGCGUCUACAUGGAAUCCUGAUCAUGAGGCCUUGAAAGACCUUGGAAUUACUCUGUGGGUUGAAGAAGAGAAGAAAGAAGAAGUCUUUGAAAGGGUAUAUGAAGUUAGAAAGGAUGAUGAAGAGAGCCGCAGGAUGCCAUUCAAAGAACUAAUGGAGAAGCUAGAGAUGAUUGAAUGA